Molecule: messenger RNA, 1503 nt
Organism: Vespa crabro (European hornet)
Lineage: Eukaryota; Metazoa; Arthropoda; Insecta; Hymenoptera; Vespidae
Gene: St2
Product: luciferin sulfotransferase
Exons: 7
Coding region: 232-1221 (329 amino acids)
Biological process (GO): sulfation
Cellular component (GO): cytoplasm
Molecular function (GO): sulfotransferase activity
Source: RefSeq, a predicted model, not a curated record
UAUUAAUGAUUAAUUACUGUAUCAUUCCAUAAAAAUGUAAAAAAGUAGAACGAUUGAUACUUUCAAAUAAAAAAAAAAUUUAUGGAGAUAGUAGAAUGAAAAUGCUUCGAAAGUGGUUUGACAUACUUGCACAUUUCCUUCACACAGCCUUUUUUAAAUCAGUAUAUCUCUUAACUGUAUAUAAGUGUACAGCUUAUGCAAAAUCUAAACGUUUGUAAAGUAUUUUGAACAAUGAAUAAAAAAUCUAUUAUAUUUUCAACCAUGGAAGGCAAUUUUGCUGAUAAAUUGGAUUAUAUGUUUGGAGUAAAAUCCAGCUUUUUCAAAGUAGAACCAGGAUACUGUUUAUUACCUCCUAAUUAUGCGUUCUUUGCUAAAAAAAUAAGAGAUAUGAAAAUAUACGAAGAUGACAUAUGGGUAGUUUCUUAUCCUCGAACUGGUAGUCAUUGGGUACAAGAAAUGGUAUGGUGUAUUGGAAAUAAUUUUGAUUAUAAAACCACGAAAACUCUUUUGGUGAUACGUAGUCCGUUGCUAGAAGCAUCCGCCCUCAUGGUUACAGGAAAUUACGUAGAUUGGUUUUCAAAAUUAGGUGACUCAGUAGAAAAUGUUGUGAAUGCAUCACGACCUCGAUAUAUUAAAUCACAUCUACCUUGGGAUUUAUUACCUACAGAUAUUCACUUGAAAAAACCAAAAAUUAUAUAUAUAAGCCGAAAUCCUAAAGAUACAUGUGUGAGCUUUUACCAUUACUGUAAAGUAUUUCAUAAUAUGAAAGGCAGCUUCGAAGAUUUCGCGGAAUUAUUUGUGAAUGACAAUGUUCCAAUGGGACCAUUCUGGAAUCAUGUACUUCCUUUCUGGAAUGCUAGAAAACAAGAUAAUAUUUUGUUUUUAACAUAUGAAGAUAUGAAGAAGGAUCAAGCUGACAUAAUUAAAAAAACAGCAAAAUUUCUUAACAAAACAAUAACAAAUGAACAAAUUAUUGAACUUAGCGAACACUUAAAAUUCUCUAAAAUGACGACAAAUCCUGCUGUAAAUUUAGAACAUAUAUUAAAAGAAAAGGGUUUUGAUGAAAAUAAUCCUAAUGUAAAAUUUAUAAGGAAAGGCAAAAUUGGUGAUUGGAAAAAUUACAUGUCAGAAGAUCUAAGUCAAAAAUUUGAUAUUUGGAUGGAGAAACAUUUAGAAAAUACUGAUUUAAAACUGGAUACAGAAAGUUCUAUAUGUGAAUAGCAAUGAAAAUUACCUAUUUAUUAUUUAUUUUAUCUAAGCAAUGAUAAAGUUACAUUAAAAUUUGCUGCAUAUAAAAAUCCAGAGAAUAAUUUUUGUAUGCUAUAAUAUACUUUCUUCUAGACUUUUAUAUGACAGAUAUUAAUACAAAAUUAGAGAUAGAAAAAUCUAUAUAUUAUAUGUCAUAAUUAAUUAAAUGAUCAUACAUAUAUGUAUAACAGAAUAAAAUUUCUUCUGAUAAAUUAAAUAUCGGUUGAAAACUAAAUAAUUUCAUAUUACGUAAAU